GCCGUCAGGUCGCCAGACGGACACAUGGUUGGACUCUACGAGCCAGGGGAGGGUAACAAGUAGUUACGCCUCGGCGGCGUCUCUUUUAGGAGAGGGUCUUCGUGCUUUUUUUUUUUAAUCUCCCUUCUUUCCUCCCCCUUCCUUCGGCUCUCGGUCCGGGUCUUCAUCGUCAUAAGCACUCUCUGUCCCUGUACUGCUGCUCUAUUGAUCUCCGUGCGCGGGGGUCUCGAUAAUCCUCUGCGUCUGUGUGUGUGUGUGUGUGUGUGUGUGUGUGUGUGUGUGUGUGUGAGAGAGAGAGAGAGAGAGAGAGAGAGAGAGAGAGAAAGAACUCGAUCGAUCAAGGAGUGAUCGGCUAGAGAAGGGUUUCGUAUUAGGUUCGAAGCUGCCGAUCAUCUCGUGAUGCUGACGUGGACUGAUGCGGACGUGGACUGAUGCUGACGUGGACAUCAAUCACGCGAACAGUUGGGGAGUGAUUUACCGAUCAUUGUGAACUAAGUAAUCACUCGAUGAAUUCGUAAGUUGGUGAUCGUUCGUCUAUUGGGCGUAGUAGUGACAAUUGCGCUGCGGCUGUUUGCAGGAGAUCCCGAUUGUUCUGCACCCGUAGAGGACCGACUAGACUUGCUGCAGUUGUUCAUUGUCGGUGAGAGGAGAGGAAGGGAGAAGUAAAGGAGGAGGAGAGGAAUAGGAAGAGCGAGGGAGCAGGGAGAGGGGGGGGUGAGGAGGAGGAGGAGGAAGAGGAGGUCAAGGAUGGGUUAUCCGAAGGAGAGUGAGGACGACGAUGAUAGAGAAGGGAGUCGAUACGGGGAUGAAAGCUGGACAAAGAAGGCGAAAGAGAUGGAGGAGGGGGGUGUGCAGAAGGCAAUUGUGAGGGAGGGUGAGGGCAAGAAGCGGCCGAAGAGAGGACACUUGGCGAGUUUUCAUUGCUCUAUCAAGAUUGAAGAAGGAGGAGGAAGGGGAGAAGGAGGAGGAGGAGUAGGUGGAGGGGAUAUGGCAGAACCCUUGCCCAGCAGAUUACUUUACUCGAGCCGGAGGGAGGAAGGGGGGAGAGGAUCGCCUUGGCGGGUUGUGUUGGGAAAAAGGAAGACGGUCUGGGGGCUCGAUUAUGGGUUGCUGUCAAUGAAAAAGGGAGAGGUGGCGGUUUUCAGGAUCCGUCCGAAGUAUGGUUACGGCGAUCCCGAUUGCCCGGUGGCUGUUCCAACGAAAGGGAUCCCGACCGAUCGCGAUCUGCUGUUCCACGUGGAGCUCCUUGAUUGGGUGGAAGUGAAGAAUCUCACGGAAGAUUGGCAUAUAACGAAACGCGUCUUGGAGGAGGGAGCAGCUUGGGAGACGCCAAGGCCUCCCUACGAAGUGGACAUUUCGGUAAUAGCACGGCUAUGGCCAUCCGGCAAAACUGUAUUCCACUUCACCGAGGAUGAGCCGUUGCACGUCGUGAUGGGAGAGGGAGGGGUGAGCGAAGCAUUGGAGAGAGGGGUCGGUUCGAUGACGGAGAGAGAGAGAGCGUUGAUAAGGUGCACGUCGAGAAAAUACUUUUCUUCUUCAUCAUCUUCUUCUAUUUCUUCUUCUUCUUCUUUUUCGUCGUCGUCGUCAUCGACUGCUAGUGCAUCGAUCAAACCUGGGAGGAGAAUGGAGAAGCAGGUGGUUUUAGGUUUAGGAGGGAGAACGAAGGAGGAGGAGGGAGAGGAAGGAGAGGUGGAGUAUGACGUUCGAUUGGUGAAACUGUAUCAAGUUCGGGAUGUGUUAGGAGAUGGGGAGGUGAUAAAGAGGAGGAUCAAGAAUGGAAGAGGUGAUUUCCCCGUAGAUUGCCCUCUAGAGGACUGUGUAGUCCGCAUUCACUGCAAAGCAAAAGUGCUUAGGGAGGGAGGGGGUAGUAGUAGUAGUAGUAGUAGUAGAUGGCGGGAAGAGCAAAACGACAAACAAAAUGAUGACGUAUUCUUCUGGAACACUUGGAAGGGAAAAGUCUGCCCUGGCGUGAUAAGCGGCGCCAUAGCUCCUCCGGACUCUUCUUCUCCUUCUUCUUCUUCGUCUUCGUCGUCGACUAAGAACUUGGAAACCGCGUCAGCAUCGGAAUCGAGAUCGCGACUGCAGGGGAGGCCGUUGGUGUCGGGGCCGUGCACUGGUGAUGGUGGGGGGAAAGAGGGAGGAAGAGGAGGGGAAAGAAGGGUGAGUGAGGAGAAGGGGGCGGCGGUGGGAGAAGGCCAAGAAGAGGAAGGAGGAGAUGGGGGACCACCACCUCCACCUCCUCCUCCACCUCCUUUCGAGUUCGCUACCGGCGAAGGGGCAGUCCCGAUAGCCCUAGAGAGUGCUAUUCGACUGAUGAUACCAGGCGAGAUAGCGACGGUGAUCAGUACUGGAAAACAUGCGUACGAUUCCUUCCAUCUUCGACCUGAUGGGGUCGGGCCGGGUGCUUCCAUCCUGUGGGAGGUGGAACUCGUCAGUUUCGAGAAACCUAAAGAUUUUGACGAGAUGAGUUUUCCCGAGAGCAUGAUGGAAGUCAACAGACACAGAGAGAGAGGGAACGCACUGUUCAAGGCCGGAAGGUUCCUUCUUGCAAAGACUAAGUAUAAGAAGACUCUACGCAGUUUGGAAAACGUGAUGUGUAGGAGCGAAGAGGAGAGAGAGGAGACGUGGAGGGCGAAGACGAUGCUGCGGCUGAACAUAGCCGCCAGCAUGCAUAAAUUGAACGAGUACGUCGAGUGCAUAGCCGUGUGCAGCCAGGUGCUGGAGGAGAACCCCGCCAAUGUGAAAGCGUAUUACAGAAGAGGGUUGGCAUACAUCUGCACGGGGGAUUUCGACGAAUCGCGGGCGGAUUUCAAAAAGAUGAUGGAACUAGACCCGGCAUCUGGACCAGAUGCGAAGGCGGGGCUAGUCCAGCUGAAAAGGAAGGAGCAAGAGUAUAAAGCGAAGGAGAAGGCGCAGUUUGGCGGGUUCUUGGACAACGCAAUCGUUCAAGAUCCCGACCUGGGACCACCACCGGAGCCCAAACCGGUGGACGAGUUGUUGAUCGACAGCAGUUCGAGCGGUCGUCGGUCGAAAACUGUCGAUCAUCGGACGGCGGUGGGAAGAGGGCUUCGUCACCGAGGAGGAGGAGGAGGAGGAGGAGGAGGAGGAGGAGGAGGGAUGAAGAGUGGGGCGGGUAGAACGGAGCAAUGGGAGAGUUCAGAUCGGGACGGAGGUGUGGCAAUGGUGGGACUCAAUGUGGCAUGAACUCACUGCCUCGCCAUUCCCAUGGAAUUGAGCCCUCAUCCUACUGGGGAAAAGGAAAAACUUUCUGCCUGCCUGGUCACCCCUCUGGGCAAACCUCUUUAAACAUGAGGCUUGCCGUACUUAUGGUCAUAUGGAGAAUGAGGUGCUCAGUAGAACGGAGAGAAGUCUCCUUUGGCUUUCAUCAGGCUAAAGUGGAACUUCUCGAGACGAUCCGAGCGAACCUACUGAAAGCUAGUAGAAAACUAGUGGAAGUGGUGUCGGCAACCUCAGACCACGUGGACAAACAAAGAGUGAUCACGAUC
This is a messenger RNA of Chara braunii, 3506 nucleotides long. Lineage: Eukaryota; Viridiplantae; Streptophyta; Charophyceae; Charales; Characeae. The record is from the annotation of a GenBank genome assembly.